Molecule: messenger RNA, 636 nt
Organism: Trichosurus vulpecula (common brushtail)
Lineage: Eukaryota; Metazoa; Chordata; Mammalia; Diprotodontia; Phalangeridae
Product: UDP-glucuronosyltransferase 1-6-like
Exons: 1
Coding region: 1-636 (211 amino acids)
Molecular function (GO): UDP-glycosyltransferase activity
Source: RefSeq, a predicted model, not a curated record
AUGCGGUAUGUGAUUGAAGAGCUCAGUAAGAAGGGGCAUGAAACUGUGGUCCUAGUUCCUGAAGUCCAUUUGCUCCUUAAAGAAUCAAAAUUCUACAAAAGAAAAUUCUACCUGUUCCCCUACCCCCAGGAUGAACUGGAGAAGUGCUUCCAGACAUUUAGCCACAAUCUCUUUGCAGAAAGGUCUUUCCUGAGCACAGCCUGGGCUGAGUACUGGAAUGUCUGGUUUCUCACAGACAUGUUCUUCCUCAACUGUGACAGCCUGCUGAAGGACCAUGAGACCAUCAGUUACCUCGAAGAAAGCCUAUUCGACACCUUCUUCACUGACCCAGCAUUGCCAUGUGGGAUGAUUCUGGUCAAGCAUCUGUCCAUACCUCCUGUAUACUUUUUCCAAGGCUUUCCCUGUGCUUUGGAGCACACAAUAAGCAGGACCCCCAACCCCAUGUCUUCCAUCCCCAGGUGCUAUACUGCCUUUUCUCAGCACAUGACCUUCUACCAAAAAGUGAUCAACUUCCUGGUGAAUGAUUUAGAGACACUCCUCUUUAAGGACUUGUACACAAAAUACCUUGAGAUUGCUGCUGACUUCCUAAAGAGAGAGGUGAACCUGCCAACCCUCUAUGGACAAGGAUCCAUUUGA